Penicillium cosmopolitanum is the source of this 531-nucleotide messenger RNA. RefSeq names its product F-box protein. NCBI's taxonomy places the organism in Eukaryota, Fungi, Ascomycota, Eurotiomycetes, Eurotiales, Aspergillaceae. The record is from RefSeq and is a predicted model, not a curated record. Bases 1 to 531 code for a protein of 176 amino acids. The transcript has a single exon. Gene Ontology annotation, molecular function: protein binding.
AUGCAUUCACUACAGUCUUUGCCCUUGGAAAUUCAGUUCAUGGUAAUUGACUAUCUUGACUACGCGUCAGAAGUCAACAUUUAUGGUCAAACAUGCCGUGCAAUCAACAGCUUCGCCGAUCAACGGCUUUAUCAACAUUUUGCUAAGCUGUAUUCGCCUCGAGGGUUUAAACGGGUUAUCGAAAAUGACAAUGUGCUGGCUGUGAGACGGCUACUCUCCGCAGGUGUGAAAUUCGACCGAUACGAUGGAGUCUACCGGGAUCACCGCACGCCGUUCGAACUAGCGGUUUCCAGGGGCAAUGAAGAUGUCGUCCACGCCUUCGUGGAUAUUUUGGGAAGCCAUAAUACCAUGAGCGAUAUUUAUGGCGGUGCAGAAGUCUUGGCCGCUGCUGUGAAGAAUGGGGGUACAGAGAUGCUCCGUCUUUUAACGGAAAUGGGAAAGUCGACAAAGGCUGGCAUUCUACAUGGUCAAUGUCUGGGGUAUGUUGUUUUCUUGAGAAUCAUGUCGCAGGUCCAGGUGCUAAGCAAGUGA